This is a messenger RNA of Hyalella azteca, 7097 nucleotides long. RefSeq names its product TATA-binding protein-associated factor 172 (gene Hel89B). NCBI's taxonomy places the organism in Eukaryota, Metazoa, Arthropoda, Malacostraca, Amphipoda, Hyalellidae. The transcript has 34 exons. The coding region runs from base 244 to 6723 and encodes 2159 amino acids. Gene Ontology annotation, molecular function: ATP hydrolysis activity; ATP binding; TBP-class protein binding. The record is from RefSeq and is a predicted model, not a curated record.
UGUUGUACAUUUAUAAGUGUGGCGUGAAAUAGCUUACUUACUUUUUUAUCGAAUUCUCAUCAUUUAGUAAUAAUGUUCAUGUGAAUAUAGACUAGCCGCAUCAACACUUAACUUUCGAUGCAUUAGUGUAUUAUUUAUCUUGAAUAAACGUUGGAUUAAUUAGUACAAAGAGUUAAAAGUCGUCUUUAUCCUUGUACCUACUUUUUGCUGUGCUGGGAUCCUCCCUUGCAUUAUUUAUAAGAUAUGAGUAGCAGACUAGACCGCUUGUUUAUCUUGCUGGAGAGCAGCAGCAGUGCUGUCACCCGCAAAGCAGCAGCCAGUCAGCUUGGAGAUGUAGUAAAGGGCUACACCAGCGAGUCCAAGGAACUUCGUGCUCUCCUGGAGCGACUUGUGCUGCUAGUUCUCUCCAAAAGCUGGGACACGAGAGUGGCUGCUGGAACUGCCCUGGGCUGUGUGCUAACCAAUAUACCUCCAUGGGAACCUCAGCCAUCAAUUAAAGAGAAUGCAACAUAUACGGGUGACUGGAGCAUCAUCUGUUCAGAUGGUGUCACUCUUGUGCAGACGGUGCUCGAGUGUGGACAUCAGCUCAUGGCUCAUGAUGAGAUCCCUCAAAAUGAAAUUGCUCACAAUACAGAAGAUGCAGCAACUCGACUGCAGAAGGAGCGUUCUGUGCUCAAUAAGAAGCUUGGCUUGGAUGUAGCAGCGUCUCUUGGUCUCGACACCAGCAACAUCAUCACCAACGAUGACCUCUUAGGGGUACCUAGCUGCACUGCAUUGGAUGCUGAAGUGAAGGAGAUGCCAAGAGAUCUGCUGUCGCACGUGCCCGCUCUCAACCCCUGCAGCCUGCGAGGGAAGCGCGGCGCACCUCAGCCUCUGGAUGAUUGUAAGAGGGUGAAAUUACAGGCUGAAAAUACACCUGAUGUCACGGAAGAAGAUGAAUGGCCUUUGUGUUGGCUAAGCAAACGCCUGCUGGAGGAGAUGUUCAACGGGUGCUGGGAGACGCGCCACGGCGCUGCCACUGCCCUCAGAGAGCUCCUUGCCAAGCAUGGUGGCUGUGGGGGCAAGAUGAACAAGUUGUCUGCAGUGCAGAUGGAGAGCCGUCACCAGUGGUGGGUGUGGGGCGUGUGCUACAGGCUGGUGUGUGUGCUCGCCCUCGACACCUUCGGGGACUACCUGGGUGACCAGGUCGUCGCUCCCGUCAGGGAGACCAUCGCUCAAGCUUUAGGUGUUGCGUGUAUACAGCUGCAGCAGCAGUACGUGGUAUACGUGGUGAAGCUGCUAAAAGUUUUGCUAUUGUGGCAAUCUAACUGGACGGUGCGGCACGGUGGGCUGCUCGGCCUCAAAUACCUCCUUGCUGCUCGCGUGGACAUGCGUAGUUCUCUUCUCACACAUGCAUACUCGCACAUCUAUGCAGGUCUGAAGGACGCGGCAGACGAAGUAGUUGGGGUGGCAGCAGAGUGUCUGAAAGUGUGUUGCGACCCGCGCAACUCCAGCUCCACUGCCGCACCCGCUUUCAGAAGAUAUUCAUCAUUCACGCUCGACAAAUGUGGUGACCAAGCAUCUGGAAAACUAUCUAGAAAUGAAAAGGUUAUAGCGGCUGCAAAGCGUUUGACUGACCGAGGAACGUUGGUUGAUGCAGGAGCUAACGUGAGGUCGUCUCUAGUUGACUGGCUAUCAGAACCUCAACUGCAGGAGCUGCUAACGACAGUCUGGCAGUCCCUGCUGCACGUCGACGACCUCUCCGCCUUCACGCCUGCGCUCCUCUUGCUCUUGGCUAACCUAAUGCAGCACAAGGCUUCCCUUCACGCUCUGGAGGAGGGCAGACUGCGCGAGUUGGUGCCGCGGUUGUUCCCUCUGAUGUACCACGCGAGCAGCAGCGUGCGUCGCUCUGCCCUCACCACGCUGCUCGCCCUCACUCUCCCUCAACCGACCACUCACGCUCCUCUAGUCUCUCACAAACCUAAACAUCAAAAUCUGCCAUCUGAAGUCAAGCUCAAUCAAUUCGAUGAGAUCUCAAGCACCAUAACAGAAAUCCCAUCAUCCUCUCAGCCAUGCAGUUCUGCCAGUAGUUCAACCUCGCCUAGUUUAGAAGUGAAGUGCGAGUCUAGUCGUAGUAGCGUUAAUUUUGAAGUACAAAGCUGUGAACUCUCAGGAACUGCCAAACCUUCAACUGCUUCCAUCACUUCUUGUGAAGCAAGUCCUGCACUUGGGAGAGAACCUCAGGUUAUCGUCACUUCUACUGGUGAAGAAUUGACGCCGAGUGAGCAUCUUUUUCAGCAGUGGUGUGAACCAAUUCUUUCCCCGCUACUACGUCAUCUUUUCCAGCGGUCUUUGUUGGAAACUUGUUUGAAGAAUUUAAAGCUACUUGAGCAGGUAUGGCAGCAAGUGUUGCGUCGAUGUUCUCUGAACGCUGUGCUGGUGAGCGCCUGUCCAAUGGUGUCAUUGUGGCUCUCUCUCGCCGCCACGCCUGGUGCCGUGCCCCUCGACUCAUCUCUCCUCUUGCUCUCUGUUUCAACGGCGAGCACUGAAGGCAAGUUGUGUCGGGAGGCAGGAACGGGCGAUGUUACCAGCAUCCCUUCCUUGCCGUGCUUCGUGGGAGGCAGUCAGCAUUGCAAGAAAGAGCAGCUGGCUCAGUGCAAGACUUACUCAACCAGACUACUCGGCGAGCUCUCAGUGUACGUUAGUGAACCCAUGCGUGGCGUAGCAUACAGCAGCAUUGACGAGCCCCUGAAGUGUUACACGCGCCUUCUGCUGUCCCAACUCGCGUCUCGCUCUGCCUACCUCCGCACCAACGCAGCCUCCGUCGCUAGGGACUGGGCACUAGCACACACCCGCCACCACCACGAGCGCCGGCUGCAGUCGUCUGGGUCAAGCAAAGAGUCUUCCUCCGAGCCACCUCAGAGCGCUGUCAAUUCCACGACGUCAUUUUCUUUCUGUGAUAGUCACCAGUUUAUUGCAUUUGCGACGCCUCAGAAAAUAUCGUCUGUUCUACCCGAGCCUGCCGCUAACACCGGUGCUUCUGCGGGCCUGAGCAAGAAUGUCAGUGAAAGCAUGGCCAGUCCUAAUGGUCUUGAUAGCGUCAAGACAAAUUCUGCCAGUAGUGCUUCUGAGCUUGAUAGCAACCAAGCGAUAGGUAUUGUUUCUGGGAGUAAUGACUGUGGCAAUGAGGCCGACGGAAGUGCAACCUGCAGAACAUCGGUUAUGCAAGAGCUUUAUGAUGCACUUCUCAACUGCCUGUCAGAGCCACUAUAUUAUGACGAGAUCGCUGUCGCUUUCACCAAGCUCCAGCACGACGUCCGGGACUUCUUAUCCCUGAUGCGGCAUUACGGCUUGCGGGUGGCAGAUGAGCUCAUCCUCGCCCCGGUCUACACUCUGGAUCAGAUGGGUGAGGCGGUGCUCGGCCAGUGGGUGCAGGAAGAGCUGCAGUCGUCCAAGCUGCGUGUGAAGGUCCGUGACAUGUUGGAGACGCGACGCCGCACCGUGCAGUCUUCUCUCGCCUCCACCACAUCCAUCCAGGAGGCCCAUGUGCUCGCAGUCCGAGGGAAGGCUGCCGGCGCGCUGGUGUGUAUGGGGCUCGUGCCUGCCAAGCUCAAUCCUGUGGUGAAGCCGCUCAUGGACGUCAUCAAAUACCAGGACAAUGAGGAACUGCAGAGCAACGCUGGCAGGGACCUGAGUGUGCUGCUCGAGUUUUGUGCACUGAGGGAGAGGACGAAUGCCAAGGUGGUGAAAAAUCUCACGUCCUACUACUGUGUUGAUACCGCCCACACGCCAAACAUUGCGCAUCUUGCCGAGGUGCGCCCACACGACGACAAGUUUGAUGGAGUCUUCUUCAUUAAGAGCCAACACGAGGAAUCAGUCGAUGUCAAUGCCACUCCGGCGGUGGCUGAAGCCGCCCCGCAGCAGCAGGGCGACGGUGGUAAUAGCGUCGUGAAGCGCCGGAGAGGGCGUCCGCCCGCCAACCCCAAGCCUGAAAUCACCACUCCUGCUGCUACUGAACCUGCUGCUCAUGCCAACAGUACUAAACGCUCGGAAGCGGAGUUGGCUAAAAUAUUCAUACAAAGAAGAGGCUGCGGUCUUGCAAUACAACAUUUGGUUCGUGGUUUUGGUUCAUCACUUCCUGAGCGGUUACCAGUGCUUUGGGGGACGAUCUACAAGCCACUCGUGACUCCUGAUUCUCUGCACAAACCCAUCGUCAGCCAGGCUGGAAAGUCGGAUGUCUCUUCUCUGCCAAUAGAUGCUAGGAAAAAGAAAACAGUCCCUGCGUCAUCACCUUUAGCACAUUGUCCUUUCUCUGUUGCUAAUAUCCUCAGCCGCAACGAUGUCCCCAACAACAGUACCCUCAAUCCCGGCCAAGCCACCACCUCUGACGGCCCCAAUCGCCAUGAAAGGAACUGCUCCUCUCCGAACGGCGACGUCAAGGCUCAGGACAUCAUAAACUGGCUGCAGCUGCUGGAGGUCGUCAUCCCCGAUCUCGUGCCGGAACUGCUGGACCAGAUAUGCGAUCAUCUUGGGUCUCUGGAGCUGCUGUUGUAUCACCGCUACUGCGCCGUGCGCCACAUGGCAGCUCGGGCGCUCUCAUGUCUAGUGAGUGUGCGGCCUUUGUCCGUGAUGGUGUACCUCCUGGAACAUCUGCUGCCUGCUCUUAGUGAUGUACACAGCAUCGUCAGGAGACAGGGAGCUGUCGAGUGCUUCUACAUGAUCGUCAAGAAGCUCGACUUGGACAUCCUGCCUUAUGUUGUUCUUCUUCUUGUACCUCUGCUCGGCAGCAGCAGCGACUCGGACAAGAGCGUGCGUGCUGCUGGCAGUGAAGUGUUUGCGUCGCUGGUGCGGCUGCUGCCACUGGACGGAUGUGUACCUGAUCCGCCUGACAUGCCGGAGCAUCUUUGCCAGCAGCGCCUCCACCACCGCGAGUUCCUGAAGCAACUUAUGGAUGGCAAGAGAGCUCACCACUACCCUCUACCUGUGCGCGUUAGUUGCGAGCUGCGCCAAUAUCAGCAGGCUGGUGUAAACUGGCUGGCAUUUCUACGUGACUUCGGCGUGCACGGCAUCUUGUGUGAUGACAUGGGACUGGGCAAGACCCUCCAGACCAUCUGCAUCCUUGCCGCCACCCACCAUGAGCACCGCACGCGGCAACAGGCUUGUGGUGAGAGCUACAAGCCUUUACUGCAAUCCUUGGUGGUUUGUCCCCCCACCCUCAGCGGUCACUGGGUCUAUGAGGUGAAGAAGUUUGUUACUGACGAUCUGAUCAAGCCUCUCAACUUCACCGGCGUGCCUGCUGAACGGAUCAAGUUGCGCGAGAAGUUCUCCUCCCACAACUUGGUGGUGGCGUCUUACGAUAUUGUUCGCAACGACAUAGAAUUUUUCUCCACCUUCCAAUGGCUCUACAUUGUCCUAGAUGAAGGACAUAUCAUAAAGAACACGAAAACAAAAGCAUACCAAGCAAUCAAACGCCUGACAGGUCGCCACCGCCUCAUCUUGUCCGGGACGCCCAUACAGAACAACGUUUUGGAACUCUGGUCUCUCUUCGACUUCCUCAUGCCUGGCUAUCUCGGAACCGAACGCCAGUUCACUUUAAAGUACGUUCGCCCCAUCCUGGCAUCUCGCGACGUGAAAGCGUCGCUCAGCGAGCAAGAAGCGGGCGUGGUAGCCAUGGAGGCGCUGCACAGGCAAGCGCUGCCUUUUAUGAUGCGCCGACUGAAGGAGGACGUACUGCAGGAACUGCCACCCAAGAUCAUGCAAGACUACUACUGUGAACUGAGCUCCGUGCAGAGAGUCCUUUAUGAAGACUUCGUUAACUCCCAGGGUGAAGAUUUCCAAGAUGAUCACGUGCCCAAAACCCACGUCUUCCAGGCCCUUCAAUAUUUGCGCCUUGUGUGCAACCAUCCCGCGCUGGUUCUGCGACCACAACACCCUCGCUAUGCGGCACUGCUCAAGCGCGUGGGCGUAACUCCUUCCCAGCUACACAAUAUUUCCUUUGCUGCUAAGCUUCCUGCUCUCAAGGAGCUGUUGCUGGAGUGCGGAAUCGGAACGUCUAACAGUAGCUGUAACUCGACUCCUGCUGUGGACGUGAGCUGCGUGAUAGCUCCCCACCGAGCUCUCAUCUUCUGCCAGCUUCGCAAUAUGCUCGAUAUUAUUGAAAACGAUCUGUUUAAGAUACAUAUGCCCAGCGUGACGUACGUGCGGCUGGACGGGUCUGUACCAGCAGGGCUGCGCCACGGUCUGGUGCAGCGCUUCAAUGAAGACCCUUCCAUAGACGUCAUGUUGCUCACCACUCAAGUCGGCGGGCUCGGCCUCAACCUCACUGCUGCUGACACCGUAAUAUUCGUGGAACACGACUGGAACCCCAUGACGGACCUGCAGGCAAUGGAUCGUGCGCACAGGAUAGGCCAAAAGAGGGUCGUCACUGUGUACCGACUCAUCACCCGCAACACAUUGGAAGAGAAAAUAAUGGGGCUGCAAAAAUUCAAAAUGAUGACCGCUAACACCAUCAUCAGCCAUGACAACGCCAACAUCACCAGCAUGGGAACUGAACAGAUUUUGGACCUCUUUUCAUUGGAAAAUUCGAAUAAGAAGAAGGAGUGUGCUAGCGGAGACCAAGCCAUCGAGAUGCUGGGGACCGGAGCCCCCAAAGCUGUGAUUGAGAGCCUGCCUGAACUGUGGGAGCACUCACAGUAUCACGACGAGUACGACCUCGACAAGUUCUUGGCAGGCAUUGUCAGAUGACAAGCUUGCCAAAAAGUGUCUCUCAAAACUUAAACCUUUAGUCUUAAUUCGCGCUGUUAAGUACACUAGCUUUACGACCGUUAAAUGUACCAUCGCUAUUUCUUGGCAGGCAUUGUCAGAUGACAAAUCUCUGAAACUUUAGUCUCAAUUCGCGCGGAGUGCAAGUUGUUCUAUUCAUUUUGAAACCUAGACGUUUAUAUUACUGCGACCGAUUCUUGUUUCUUUUUACCUUUUUUAAUCCAAGUUCAAAUUAAUUUUUAGAAGGUGUGGAAAUGAACUCAAGGCUUGUUUUUCCAGGAGCUGCGUGGUAGCUCCCCAUCCCGCGGUUUGUUUUUCUUAAAGCUUUUUUUUUUUUGAUAUGUAUAUAUAUGUGU